AUGGACAACAGACCUGCCUCGGAGUACGCGCAGUCAGGUUUGCAUUUUCCGUAUUCACCGUCUGCCGCGACGCAUUCUGAACCCUCAGUUGCAGACCAGGCUUCUGCUGCUGCCACUGCUCAAUACACGCCACAACCUGAGGUUCGCCCGGCUCCUCAAUACACACCGCAAUCCGACGUUCGUCCCGCCGCCAAUAUUUCGUCGUCCAACACUCCGCAGUCAGACUACGGUCUGAACCAGCCGCCUACCGCGCGCUCUCCUUAUCCGGAAUACCUUGCCCGUCCACCUCAGUACCACCACGCUCCGAACACCCAAGCUGGUGGCGCGGCAGGUAUGGCUCAAGCAUCAAGUCCGUCUAUGACCACCCUCAAUGGGCAACAUGACCCUCGCAAUCUCUCCAGCAUCAAGUCUGACGCGGACGUUCCUAUAGAUCCCUCCAUCGCGGCAAACAGCCCCACCUACCCUCCUCCCUACUCGCCCUAUCAACCUCAGGGCCACGAUAUGACCCAGUACCAAGGUCACCCUCACCCGCCGCCUCCUCAGAUGUAUGCGCAUCCGCGCCCAGACUGGGGACAUCAAUAUGGUCAGCACCAGCAUGGUCUGCCUGGGCCUUAUAGUACCCCUGCAACAACGGUUGGUUCCGCCUCUCCUGCUGCGACCGCAGGGCCGCGCCCUGGUCAGGUCUACUCUUUCGUUCCCAUUCCUGGCGCGCAACAGCACAAGCGACCGCGCCGCCGCUAUGAGGAGAUUGAGCGUAUGUACAAAUGUGGAUGGAAUGGCUGUGAAAAGGCCUACGGCACACUGAACCACUUGAACGCACAUGUUACAAUGCAGUCCCACGGAGCCAAGCGAACUCCAGAAGAAUUCAAGGAGAUCCGCAAGGAAUGGAAGGCCCGGAAGAAGGAGGAAGAAGCCCAGCGCAAGGCUGCUGAGGAGCGCGAGCGUGCUGCUGCUGCUCAGGCGGCUCAGGCCAACCAGGUUGAAGCUCCCGGUCCUGCUGAUCCAUCUCAGGCAGCUCAGCCUCCUGCCUACGCUGGUGGUGUUCGUCCUCAAUUGCCGCCGAUUGGGUACCAGCCCGCUGACGGUCAGGUACCUGGUCAGUAUGGUGCUCCCGGAGCCGGUGGUAUGGUUUACCAGGGCAAUGGCCAGAUGGCAUACCCUCCAAACUACCCCCACUCGCCUUACGGACAGAGUGGCCAAGUGUAUCAGCAACGUAAGUAG
Aspergillus wentii DTO 134E9 is the source of this 1221-nucleotide messenger RNA. Its product is annotated as putative C2H2 transcription factor (Con7). Gene Ontology annotation, biological process: regulation of DNA-templated transcription. The transcript has 3 exons. The record is from RefSeq and is a predicted model, not a curated record. Bases 1 to 1221 code for a protein of 406 amino acids. NCBI's taxonomy places the organism in Eukaryota, Fungi, Ascomycota, Eurotiomycetes, Eurotiales, Aspergillaceae.